AUGAUGACCAUGAAAUUAAAUCUUUUGGUUCUUUACCUUAUUCUCGCUUAUACGUUAAUAAGGGCAGAGACUAAAUUUGUUGGUUCCCAUAUCGCUCAAAAAGUAAAGCCACCACCACUUAAAAAAUUCCACGACAGACAUAUUUCCCAAUUCUGCAAACUAUCUAAGCUGGGACCCGGUGAUGGAACUCAGAACAAAGAUGGAUUCUGCUCUUCGACUCCACAGGGUGAAGUUCCAAAAUUUACACAUAUGCCGUCAACUUUAAUCCUGGAGCCUCAUAACGGUGCAACCCUAAAGGCACAUCAUAAUUUUACCGUGAAAAUAAAAACCGACAGUCUCUCUUUGGGAAAUUUCGCCGAUCCAUUAACUCAGUAUAACUUAUUUUCUCAAACCUUGGAUUCAAACGGUUUUAUCCUUGGUCAUCAGCACUUGACGGUACAGAGGUUGCAUAAAUUAAAUUGUCCACCAGACGCGAAGGACUUCGCGUUUUUUGAGGGGUUAAAUGAUAGCGGUGAAAAAGACAUCCUAACUGUUAACGUUGAUAAAUUACCACCCGGCCUUUAUAGAAUUUGCACUAUAUCUGCUUCGUUUUCUCAUCAACCUUUAGUCAUGCCAGUGGCUAAACGUGGAUCUCAGGAUGACUGCAUUCGUAUUACUCUUGAAUAA
Acaulospora morrowiae is the source of this 666-nucleotide messenger RNA. The record is from the annotation of a GenBank genome assembly. NCBI's taxonomy places the organism in Eukaryota, Fungi, Glomeromycota, Glomeromycetes, Diversisporales, Acaulosporaceae.